CGAGGUUCGUAAAUACCACCGAAGCAUAACAUGUCCGCAACACCAAAUGAAUAAUGACUCUUCAACCUACAAUAAUCAUAACGUGCUCCCCCGUCUCAUCGGAUAACCGCCUAGAGUCCUCGUCAAAAGAGUUCAAGAAAGUGGCGACAUGUCUCUGAAACGUACUGGUACCCGAAAGGCCACGGCCGGUGCAAGCAGCCGUGCUAAGGGAUACGAAAUGGUCCAGCAAGGAGUUCAGGUGCUAUACCCAGGUGAAGAUGAAGAUAUUAAAUCAGAUAUUGAGUAUAGCUCCCGCUGCAAUUUAAAGACUCCAUCUAAUAGUUCUAGUAUUGUGUUUGUUCCAGGGCUAGGUGCACACCCGCACGAUAGUUGGAAGUCAACUAAGACCGAGUGGAGUUGGAUGACAAGCGCAGAUGGUAUUCGUGGGGCUUUUCCAAAGGCACGCAUACUUUUAUACACGUAUGAGUCGGCUUGGCAGGGCCAACUGAAAGUCAGUCAGUUCAUGGACAACAUAUCCAAGACUCUAUUAGUGGCCUUGAGAAGCAGACGUGAGAACUGCAAGAAAAGGCCAAUAGUGUUCAUUGGUCAUAGCAUGGGAGGAUUGGUGAUCGCGAAGGCAAUCACCAUCCUGAAUGCGCAGCCAGAACUUUGCCCGGUCAUGUUCGAAACGAUUUCCGCAGCUGUAUUCUUCGGUACACCAUUCGCGGGAGCCCCAGCUGCUGCAUGGGCGUCCAUGUACGCCUAUUGGGCAGAAAAAUGGAACAAGGCCACUACAUCAGAAUUAUUAGAGAUGAUGAAGCCAGGAGACGAAACACUGCGGGAAUUGAAGGACGAGUUUAGGCGAGUUGCAGCCAAAACCAAGUAUAAGAUCGAGUUACUAUGUUUCUGGGAAGAACAACAGACUGAUUUUACGAAGAUAGCCCAUCUUCCAGGACUCUUUGGGUUCACUAAGCGUCUUAUACCUAAAGAUGUCUCUGAGUUCGUCAGUAAAACUUCCGCAACAUUUGAAGGUGACGUGCCGAAAUAUGGUUUGGCAAGUAACCACAGAGAAUUAGUAAAGUUCGAAAGCGCCAAGGACGGGCGAUGGAAUUUCGUGGAAAAUCUUCUGAAGAAGGUGAUUCAUGGAGCCUACCUGACAGCCAAGAAUCGGCUUAGUGCCGCUCGGGAUAUAGAAUGGGACUCUUUCAAGGGUGUCAUGGAAGCACUAGAUAGCGCCCGGGUUCACCCUAGUCGACUUAGAAAAUUCUUGGUCAAGAAUCCUGGCAAGUCAGCACUUAUUACGCAAGAGGAUGAUUAUAUCAAGUGGCUUGGGAAGCCUGCUUCUGGAAAUCAUCCUCCGAGCGAGAGCGCAAAAGUGGAUGGCAUUUGGAUCCGAGGCCCAGAAGGUAGAGGCAAGACCGGUGUGAUGCUUGCCGCUUUGGACGACGUGGAAAACCUUGCCAGAAUUGCCGAGCAAGAGAACGGGGAGCAAAUUCUCUUCGCAUACUUCUUGUGUGAUGCAGGGAAAGAUUAUUGCACUGCUGAGGAUUGUUUAAAGUCCCUCGUUUGGCAGCUCAUUGAGCAGGAGAAAGCUCUGACAACACACGCCAAAGAUUUUGUCAAGGAGAAAGGCAAAAAUGGCGGUGUCAAAUCGCGUGCAACGGCAACCGUUGAGAAUCUAUGGAAGGCAUUACAAGGAAUGCUUGCGGAUGAGUUUGCCGGAAGUCGUGUCUACAUCAUUCUGAGUAACGUGCAUCUGCUCCCUGAGGACUCGGACUCUACACUGAAAUUACUGAAGCUACUGAGUCUCGAGCUUGAAGGGAAUCAAAUUACUGAGCCUAGCCGUGUCAUGACGAAAUGGCUUAUCACAAGUCGACCGACAUACGCCGUUCAGACAGCAUUGGACUUGGAGCGCCUUCGAGUGAUUAAUCUGGAGGACGAAAGGUUUGGUAAUCAAUUCCAGAAAACACUUCAGAAGCAUGCCAAAAGCAAGGUGGAAAAGUUGGAGACGGACAAAAAGUACAACAAGGCGCUUGCGUGGUUCGCCCGUAGUCUGAUUGGGGAACGGGCACAAAACACCUCGUGGAUAGACAUUACAUGUCUUCAGCUCGAAGAGCUGCCAGAAGCAGAAAGCGAACUAAAAGUUCGGAGAAUGCUUGAAGCUAUGCCGCAAGAGCUGGAUGCUUUACUUAAGAAUGCAUGGCUCCAGAUCUUUAGGACAGCGGGGGAGUAUGGAGAGAAUGUGAGAGAGAUGCUUCGAGCUCUUAUACUGACCAUUGAGGAACCAGAAGAAGCGGAACUCGCUGUGCUAUGUGGACAAGACGGAUCUGACGAUGAAAAACAAGAGCUCCGGCGAUCGAUCGAGAAGUGCAAACCUCUCGUCUCGGUCAAACGCACUGUUUGUUUCAUGAACAGUGCGGUAAAAAAACACCUGAUCGAUAACGCCAAGGAACUGCUCGAUUUAUCACCUCAAGAGAUAGCAAGGCAGCAUGGCCUUCUCUCACUGAGAUCGUUGUCAUACCUCAAGCACGUAUUCGGGUUUCCAGAGACUGAGGCACCUCCCACAUCAGACAGUGUUGAUGGAGAUAAGGAAGGUUCAGAUGCCGAUGCAGCUGACUCUGAUGACGGGAGUGAGGAUGGCGUUUUGGAUAUAGACACAGAGUCCGAGGCUGGAGGAGACUUUGUUGACUACGAUGAAAAUUCGAACAGCGAUGAUGAUGAUGUUGAUGAUGAUGACUGGGAUGAGGAGUCAGAGCCUGAUGCCGACCCAGAAGCCAGAAUUCUGGAAGAUCUGAAUGUCUUCCCAUAUAUGGUAAAGAAUUGGCUCAAGCACGGGAGCAAGUCGACCGUAGGAUUUGCCGAUGAUCUGAGUAUUGACGAUGAGUUUUGGAAAUUUGACUCUUUAUUCAGGCGUCGAUGGCUGGUGGAAUACAACAGGAAUACGAAGGAGUUCGAGAAUGAGGAUAUCAGGGGCAUGAAUGCGCUGCAUCUAGUCGCUGCAAUUGGUUUCAGGCAAUUACUCAUAGCGCUCAUCGAGAACGGACACGAGGACGAAGUAGAUGGCCUCGACGGAUUGAAAAACACGCCGCUCUGUUUUGCUUGUCAUUUUGGCAAUUCAGAUAUGGUUGAAGAGUUACUCGACAGGAAAGCAAACAUCAACGCUGGUCAGGAGGAGAAAGAAGACACGCCUCUCCAUCUGGCUGCGGAGGAAGGACAUGUCGGUGUCAUGAAGAAACUGAUAUUGAGAGGAGCAAGCCUGAACGCAUACAGUCAGUACUCAGGACUUGUGAUACACUCAGCAAUAUCCUCUGGAAAUUUUGAUGCCGUGGAACUUCUUGUGCACCAUGGAGUCUCAUUGUCUAUUGACCAUGACAAUCUCGAAACGCCGCUCGAACAAGCUGCCUCGCUCUCUGACGUGUCGAUGCUUGAAUACUUGAUGGAAAAGUAUGCAGAUCAGCUUUCUCCCCAGGAAUACAGCAAAGCACUGAUUGCAGCUGCUGUAGCUGGAAGUCUGGAGAUAUUGAACAAGCUGUUGCCUUUUGAGCACAGCGAGAAUGACUAUCAAUCCGCUCUCGAUGAGGCUGCAGGAGAAGGAAAUUGGGAAAUCACCAAGGUGUUACUCGAAAAAAGAGCAAAUCUUAGUUGCGACAAUAUAUUUUACAAGGCGGCAACGACGACUGAUGACCUAGAGGUCCUCGAAGCACUUUGGGAAUAUACGAAUGGGAACAUCUCAGCUGACACCAUCGAUCAGUCAUUAUACAAUACCACGGACAACAAGAAGACCGAUACUGUUCAAUUGUUGCUAAUGAAAUUUGGGGCAGAUGCCAAUGCUCAGGGCGACGACUAUGGAAAUGCCCUUACGGCCUCAGCAUAUGACGGCACACUCGAUAUUCUGAAGCUGUUGCUAGAUCAUGGCGCGACCGUCAAUUCUGACGACGGCUGGGCUUUACAAACAGCUGCAACGGAGGGACACGUCGAUGUUGUGAAGGAAUUGUUAUCUCGGGAUGCAAAUGUCAACGCACGUACAUCCAAUCCGGGAUUUCCACAACAGACCGCACUUCAAGGAGCUUGUGAGCUAGGCCGUGCGGAAAUAGUGGACAUCUUGCUUGAACAUGGUGCUGAUCCAAAUCUUGGUGGAGGUGAAGACGCCUACCCCAUUAUCACAGCAGCAAGGAAUGGCCAAGCCGAAAUUAUAGAUGAUGGUUCUACUGCUUUGAUAGCUGUGGCCAGAAAAGUCGCGAGUCUUGAGCCACUGCAGCAACUUCUGGACGCCGGUGCGGAAAUUGACGCUACGGAUAACAACGGCGAUACAGCCCUUAUUGCAGCCGCAUCUGUCAACGACGACGAGUUUGUCAACUUCUUACUAGCCAAAGGUGCCGACGUUAUGCACAAAAACAAAGAUGGCUUGAAUGCUAUGCAGGUGGCCUAUGAUACGGACAACACUGGAGAGACCUUAAGUGUCCUAAUCAAUCAUGUUUCCAUCAUAUUGUCAGGAGUCAAGAAGGCCAUCCAGACGGGCAAUCGGGCCAUCAUUAGCGUUGCUAAUGAUGCAAGGGCUGCAGCACGGGAGGCCAACAACAACGAUAUCAAGGGUGAUGGGCCACAAGCAGGAUCAGAUUAUCCAACCGAUGCAGAUGCAACUUCUAGCAGGUCCAAAUCUGAAAAAGAUGAAUUCGAGGAUUUGCUUGCAGAACAUGAUUCAAAAAGCUACCCAGAAAAUCGUUUCCUAAAAGAUACCGACUCAAGUCAAAAGAACGACGAACUCAGUCAUGCUGAAGUGAUGUCAAAUACUCAAGAUAUCAGGCGAGAAGGCAAAGAUUCCGAGAUGGAUGUUGACCACGGCACUCAAUUGGAGCCCGCUGACCAGACAUACACUAUUCAAAACCUUGAAUACUCCGAUAUCAAGGCUUCAAGCAAAUUCAGCUCAUCAAGUGUCCUUCAGCAUCACCCGGUGCACAUUGACAUUCAUACUGGACCUACCGGUGGCCCUGGGUAUCCAGAUACCGCAGCCGCCACGGAACCGGGAAUGCAAAACGGUACCGAUCAAUCGGUGCAUCAUAAUCCAUCCCAGCGGCUCAACACUUGGCAUCAGCAACCAGGAACAGAUUACAACAUCCACCAUGGGCCUAGCUACGAGAAAUAUCAACAAGUCAACGAAACCAGCCAAAUUCUUGCCGUGAUGCCCCAAUUGGACCGAGAGGCUCCUGUGAGAAGGAAGCCAGCUCCAACGGCAUAUAUUGGUGUGCACCACUCGCAAGACUUGGCCAACAUUAAUAACACAAUUAGCCAAGCAGUCAAUCCGUCUGAGCACCGACCAAGCAGCUUCGCUGCGUACAAUCCAGAAACUCGUCAGCCAGUCUCCAAGUCCUCAUCGCAAACUUCUUCGAGUCAAGCGCAAGUAUUUGGUCAAUACCAGUCAGCUCAUCGACCACCGGGAAUCCAACAGUCCUUUGAGCCAGGGUCGCUCACGGUACCCCAUACACAAAGCCAAGCGCGGGAUCGGCCUGUUGAGGAUCAUCACUACGGGGAAGGUUUGCGCAGCAGCUCCGACCAGAUGCACCGUGGAAAUCAUAUUGUUCACCACAUCCCCGGGCAUCCGACACAAACUCACAACUCUUUCUCCCAGCAAAAAAAUGAGUAUCCACCAAGACCGCAGCCAAUACAAGCAUACAGCGCUCCUCCUCAGCUGCAACAGCAGCAGCAACAAAUUCGUUCUGGCAACGAUACGUAUUACGCCAUGCCACCAGACUCAAGGUAUCCGAUAAGUUCCAGCAGCCAGCUCUAUCAGAACGCAAACAUUUCAGAGCAAACUCAGUAUGAGUGGCCAGAUCAGCCCAAAUCUCGUACGCCUAGCUUCUUUGGUGUCAAGAACACCUUCAAUCAAGCGAGGGGCAAACUGUUCAGCACAAACAAGAGUGACGACAGCGGUCGUUAAUAUUCAGGGGGACCCGUAGUCGGAGACGUGUCAAGGUUGUAAGAAGCAGUGUCCAACAUAGAUAUUGUACGGACGUAUGAUAAAGCAAGGUGCUAGAGAAUUUACGACGUAAAAAUCACCAAUUCAUACUAAUCAUUAUAUUAUGUAUUGGUGAUUCUAAUAUGGCAUGGAACCGAUGGGCUAGGAUAACAUAUGUUUCCAUUUCGAGUGUUGCGUCUUGCUUAACAAUGUAACUAAUCCGGCAAUCUUGACCUCCCCUUGAGGGUGGUAGAACAAAGAACCACAUUAUGAAGUCUGGGCUACAGUUGUUCGUACCAGUAUAGAAAGCGCAAUGUAUUGUAGGGAGAGGCGGCUGGCACAUGCCAUAAUGAUUAAGUUUGAAAUGGCUACACAC
Messenger RNA from Truncatella angustata, 6308 nucleotides. RefSeq lists its product as uncharacterized. The transcript has 4 exons. Gene Ontology annotation, molecular function: protein binding. Lineage: Eukaryota; Fungi; Ascomycota; Sordariomycetes; Amphisphaeriales; Sporocadaceae. The record is from RefSeq and is a predicted model, not a curated record. Bases 149 to 5914 code for a protein of 1921 amino acids.